CACCCCAAGAAUAACUAACACCCUCUUAAUUCCACAGCGAGAGAGUAAUAACACAGGGGAUAAAUCGGGUCCUGGUUCAGUGUUGCUGGAACGUUGUAGCAGACGUGAGGCAAGACGUGAAGACACACACCGCUGUAUAACCAUGGACAAAGAAAUAGUGAAAAGAUUGGUAUACUCCAUGGUGCAGUUUCUCCAGUCACAGCUGGAAAGUGGUGCCAAUGGUGGGGGGCUGUCAGAAGAGGGGAUAGAGAGUGUAGAGGUUGCCGUUCAGUGCCUUGAAACAGCUUAUGGGGUAUCUUUAGCACAGAAUGAAUUAGCUGUGCCUAAAAGUCUCUAUCAAAUUUUUUCCGAGUCUGUAAGAGGAGAAACGGAGACAUUUACGAGCAGCAGAACACCCCAGACAGAGUCAGCACCGAGGGAAGCCACAGGGGAAGAAAAGGCUGAGGCUGAACAACUCAAAAGAGGAAACCAACUUAUGCGGGAUGAAAAGUACACUGAAGCUCUUGAUUGUUACACAAAAGCAAUAAGCAAGGACUGUAGAAAUGCAGUAUAUUAUUGCAACAGAGCAGCAGCACACAGCAAGUUGAAUAAUCACAGGGAAGCCAUUGACGACUGCAAGCGAGCACUUGAGAUUGAGCCACAGUACAGUAAAGCAUAUGGAAGAAUGGGCUUGGCAUUCUCAAGUCUAAAUGAUCACCGGAAAGCAAAGGAGUGCUACCAAAAGGCCUUAGAGCUUGAACCAGAUAAUGAAAGUUACAGAGGAAAUCUGUCUAUUGCUGAAGAGAAGCUUCGUGCAGAACCACAAGCUCCACCAAACCCAUUUGCAGGACUUGGUGGUCUAGGCAGUUUAGCAGGCUUGGGUGGUCCAGGUGGGCCUGACUUGAGUAACUUGCUCAACAAUCCAGCCCUCAUGAACAUGGCGACACAACUGAUGUCAGACCCAAAUAUGCAGAACAUGAUGAGCAGUUUUAUGGGUGGUAUGGGAGGUGGCAUGGGGCCAGGUAUGGGACCAGGUAUGGGACCAGGUAUGGGACCAGGUAUGGGAGGGGGCAUGCCAGGAGGUGCGCCAGGAGCUGCUCCACCUGGUCCUGGAGCUGGAGGCAUGGAAGCCCUUCUUAAUGCGGGGAGGCAGUUGGCAGAACAGAUGCAGAGUCAAAACCCAGAGUUAGUUGAGCAGAUCCGUCGACAAAUGAAUCGCAAUGCAGGAGGAGGAGGAGAUGAUCAGCCUGGAGGCAAUAACCAAAAUCCUCCUCAAAGUUAAUUUUUCUUUCUUCCUUUCUGUCUAUUUUUGGUACAUGGAACCUUUUUGUUGUUUUGUUUUUGUCUAGUUUUUUCUCACUUUUUUCCUAUUGGUGUGUUUCUUUGUUUUGUUGUUGCUAUUCAGAAAUUACAAAGGAAGAACAUAUUCACAAUGAAACAUGCUUUAGUAAACUAGUAGAGGGACCUCACAUGCUGGUUUAAAAACAAAUUUCCAUGGCAGGGAUUCAGAUCUUUAAGAUGGAGAUAUGCAUUUUUAUCAUUAUUGUUAUUGAUAUUCAUUACUUUUCAGGGUGAAUAGAAUGUACAUUUAGAAAUGUUGUGGGUUAUACAAUUUCCUAUAAACCUUAAAAGUGUUCGAAAUUGUGACAAUUGUUUGAUACUGUGGUAUUAUUUGGCUGCAUCUGUGAUAGUCCACUUGUCAGUGCAAGUAUAUGAAACACUGACAAUCAGACUGUUGCAGUCAGUGUCAUUUUCAUCCUACUUUACUGCAUUAUGCCAUUAUGAACAUGUAUAUUUAAAAGGAAUUGUUGACUAAGUUAAAAAUAAUCUUACUAAAGCAGGAGGUGGGGGGUUUACUGGGAUUUUUUUUCCCAGUGUCUUUGAUUAAAUGGUUAAAGUAUUAUGCUACAUUACUAGGAAGACAAUAAUAAUAUUGAUUUUUACCCAGUAUUCGGAAGUUUAAUAUAAUAUGAAUUUUCAGUUAUAUUUUGUUUGCAAAAUAAGGAAAUGCCACAUUGAAGAUUUCUUUGUAAUGAUGAUUAUAUCUAUUUUUACAUAGAUAUUUACUUACACAGUUUAUAAAAACAUUUUGCAUGUGGAAAACUCAUUGGAGGUUUGGAUGACAUUCAGUCUUUCAUAGUUUACCUCAAUUGAUAAAAUAAUGAUUGUAAUAAAUUAUAAUUCAGUGAUGUAGAUGUUUUUUCUGGUCUUAUUAUCAUAGGUUGCAGAUUAAUGCUUUUGUAUUGUUCCAUGUUAUCAAGACAAUGUUUGCAGAGACCAAAAUUAUGUAUUAUUAAAUAAAAUAGCUUUUCAUCUUUGAGAAAAAGACUAAUGAUUUAAAAUCAGUGUAAUCAGAAUUUCCUGGUGUUUAUUCCAUUCUUAUCCUUUAUAUGGCACUGUCUAUUUGUAUUUCUUAAACCAGAAUAUGAUUACGUAGCAUUUAACUUUUUUCAGACUACAUUAGGUGAAACAUGUAAAUUUAUGUUUCAUGUAAAUUUGAGAUGUUCAAGCUGCCUUAGGCUUUGUAAACUUAGAAAUUUUAGGGUGCUCAUAUUUGCCUGUUACACCAUUGUAUGUUAGUACUUGUGUCAUCUUUUAAAUCUCCUCAUUUUUUAUUGUUUUUAUUUCACCUUUUUCAGAUUUAUAUAUAUGGUAUUUUGAAAACUUUAUUAAUUAUUGAACUUGAUUAAUGGUUGCAGAGUGAAGUCUGCUGGUAAGUGGAAAAGUUGAAGAUUACAUUUAUCUUAUUAGAAAAGGCUUAAUGGCAUAGAUGGAACUAUUUCUUACUAAAGGAAAAUGUUUGUUGAUCUGAAAUAAAAUGCAGUAGAAA
Molecule: messenger RNA, 2809 nt
Organism: Penaeus monodon (black tiger shrimp)
Lineage: Eukaryota; Metazoa; Arthropoda; Malacostraca; Decapoda; Penaeidae
Product: small glutamine-rich tetratricopeptide repeat-containing protein alpha-like
Biological process (GO): post-translational protein targeting to endoplasmic reticulum membrane
Cellular component (GO): TRC complex; membrane
Molecular function (GO): molecular adaptor activity; protein binding
Source: RefSeq, a predicted model, not a curated record